AUGCCUACAAUACUAGGGAAAGAUAUUGGAGCUAUUGGCUUGGGCCUUCUCAACCUGACGAAUCCUGCCAAAAAUUUGUCGCACGAGCAGGCCUUCGCUGUUCUGAGGCAGAGUCUUGAGUCUGGUGCAACAUUCUGGGAUGGUGGAGAAAACUAUGGUACCCCAGACGCCAACUCCUUGCACCUUGUCAGCAACUACUUCGCCAAAUAUCCCGAGGACGUAGAUAAAGUGCUUUUGAGCAUUAAGGGCGGACUCCGGCCCGAUCGAACACCAGAUGGCUCGCCCGACGCAGUGCGGAGGACGGUGGACAAUUGCCUGCACAUCCUUACCGGUCGCAAGGAACUCGACCUGUACCAAUGCGCCCGCGUCGACCCGGACACGCCAAUCGAAGACACAAUCAAGACACUCGGGGAGCUCGUCCAAGAGGGCAAAAUUGGCGGCAUCUCGCUCAGCGAAGUCAGCGCGAACACGAUCCGUCGAGCCGUCAAGAUCCACAAGAUCUCGGCCGUCGAGGUCGAAGUCUCACUGUGGGAAGACCACGUUCUCAACGACGGUAUUGCAUCCGUUUGUGCCGAGUUCGACAUCCCCAUCAUCGCCUACUCACCACUCGGUCGCGGCUUCCUCUCGGGACAGUUCAAGAAUGUCGAAGACCUUCCUCAGAACGAUUUCCGACACCUGUUCCCCAGGUUUCAGCCGCAGAAUUUUUCUCGCAACUUGAAGCUGGUCGAGAGCGUUCAGAGUGUGGCGGACAAGAAUGGAAUCACCAAUGCACAGCUGGCUAUCAAUUGGGUCCGGCAGCUGUCUCAACGUGAUGGACACCCGGUUUUCAUUCCUAUCCCAGGCGCCUCGAGCCCCGAUAGGGUCAAGGAAAAUUUCACGGUUGUCGAUCUGCCUCCGGAGGAUCUUGCGGAGAUUGAUCGUUUGGUCCACUCUUUUGAGACGGCCGGCGGCAGAUAUCCUGAGAUGUGGGCUAAGCAGUUAAAUGGUUGA
Messenger RNA from Exophiala bonariae, 990 nucleotides. RefSeq lists its product as uncharacterized. NCBI's taxonomy places the organism in Eukaryota, Fungi, Ascomycota, Eurotiomycetes, Chaetothyriales, Herpotrichiellaceae. Bases 1 to 990 code for a protein of 329 amino acids. Gene Ontology annotation, cellular component: cytoplasm. The record is from RefSeq and is a predicted model, not a curated record. The transcript is spliced from 2 exons.